GGCUCCCAAAUCCAAAAUAAAGAUACAAAGCCCAUGGAAAAGUUUGAAGGCUGUUUGAUUGGCAACCGGCCCAUUGAAGAACGUCAGUGUAUUUGCUAGCUUCAUAUAUCACGUGAAGAUAACCACUUAUCAUUUCUGUUAUCACUUAUUUGUUUACUUCCCUGUUACACCGAAAUUUGAUCCAACAAUCAUUUGCCAUUACAUUCAUCCACCUAAAAUGGAAGACCACGAAUACGAAGGAGCGCGGCCGAAGCGACGCAAGCUGGAUCCCAAGCCGAAGCCAAAGCCAUUUGCUGACAUCAAACCGGAGCCAUUUGUUGAUGAAGAGGACUCGAAAGCUCUAGAUAGAGAUUGGUACGCAGAUGAUGGAGAUGAAUCGCACAACCCAUUCGGCUCUUACGACAACCCUUGGGCGGAUUCCCAACGAGAAGCACCUUUGAUCGAGAAGAAGAUUGUGAAGCGCCAAAGCGCGCGCGCAGCUCAAAAAGAGAGAGAUGUCGAUGCAUGGGAGACGGGUCGAUUGCUCGCCUCUGGUGUUGCACAACGUAGACGCUUUGAGGAUGACUUUGAGGAUGACGAGGAAGCCACCAGAGUGCAUUUACUUGUACAUGAUCUCAAACCUCCAUUCUUAGAUGGAAGAACUGUUUUCUCGAAGCAAUUGGAGCCUGUGCCGGCUGUACGUGAUUUCCAGAGCGACAUGGCAGUUUUUAGUCGCAAGGGAAGUAAAGUGGUGAAGGAGAGACGACAGCAGAAAGAGAGGCAAAAGCAGGCCCAAGAAGCAACGAAUAUGGCUGGUACGGCGCUUGGAAAUCUCAUGGGUAUCAAAGAAGAGGAAGGCGACAGUGCAGCUCCAAUGAUGGGCGAGGAAACACAGGGGUCCAGUAAAUUUGCCCAGCAUAUGAAGAAGAACGACGGCGCUAGCAACUUCAGUCAAAGCAAAUCUUUGAGGGAGCAGAGAGAAUAUCUUCCCGCAUUUGCCGUACGAGAGGAUUUGCUAAGGGUCAUUCGAGAUAAUCAGGUAGUAAUUUGUGUUGGCGAGACUGGAUCCGGUAAAACGACCCAACUCACCCAAUUUCUUUACGAAGAAGGUUAUGGAAAAACGGGUCUGAUAGGAUGUACGCAACCUCGAAGAGUAGCAGCUAUGUCUGUAGCGAAGCGUGUCAGCGAGGAGAUGGAAUGUCCACUGGGGGGGACUGUUGGUUACGCUAUUCGAUUCGAGGAUUGUACGAGCAAGGAAACAGUAAUAAAGUAUAUGACAGAUGGUGUCCUAUUGAGAGAAUCUUUAAAUGAGCCAGAUCUUGAUCGUUAUUCCUGCAUCAUCAUGGAUGAAGCUCACGAGCGGGCACUCAAUACGGACGUUCUCAUGGGUUUGAUGAAAAAGGUUCUUGCACGUCGUAGAGAUGUCAAGCUAAUAGUCACAUCUGCAACGAUGAACUCGAAACGAUUCUCUGAUUUCUAUGGUGGAGCCCCGGAGUUUUUCAUUCCCGGACGUACCUUUCCAGUCGAUAUUAUGUAUCAUCGCUCACCCGUUGAAGACUAUGUCGAUCAGGCAGUUCAGCAAGUAUUGGCUAUACAUGUAUCUCAAGGCGCAGGUGAUAUUUUGGUGUUUAUGACUGGACAAGAAGAUAUUGAGUGCACUUGUGAGCUUAUCCAGGAACGCCUCAAUGCUCUCAAUGAUCCACCAAAGCUUAGCAUCCUACCAAUUUACAGUCAAAUGCCUGCGGAUUUACAAGCCAAGAUCUUCGACAGAGCUGCGCCUGGUGUCAGAAAAGUCAUCGUAGCUACCAAUAUCGCAGAGACUAGUUUGACUGUCGAUGGCAUCAUGUAUGUUGUGGAUGCUGGAUACUCGAAAUUAAAGGUGUACAACCCGCGUAUGGGAAUGGAUACUUUACAAAUCACGCCAAUUUCACAAGCGAAUGCAUCUCAGCGUGCUGGUCGUGCUGGGCGUACUGGUCCAGGAAAAGCUUUCCAUCUCUUCACUGAAGCCGCUUUCAAGGAUGAGCUUUACAUUCAAACGAUUCCUGAAAUUCAACGCACAAAUCUCAGCAAUACUGUUCUAUUAUUGAAGUCUUUAGGGGUGAAAGACUUGCUUGACUUUGAUUUCAUGGACCCUCCACCCCAAGACACUAUCACCACUUCAUUAUUUGAUCUUUGGGCACUCGGGGCACUUGACAAUAUUGGGGAAUUGACGGACAUAGGGAGGAAAAUGACGGCCUUUCCUAUGGACCCCCCUCUCGCCAAGUUACUCAUCACGUCUGAAAAAUACGGCUGUACUGAAGAAAUGCUUACAAUAGUUUCCAUGCUCUCAGUCCCUAGCGUUUUCUAUCGUCCAAAGGAACGCCAGGAAGAGUCUGAUAGCGCACGCGAAAAGUUCUUUGUUCCAGAAUCAGAUCAUUUGACUUACUUGAACGUCUACUUACAAUGGAAGUCCAAUGGCCAUUCGGAUGCUUGGUGUACCCGUCAUUUUCUCCAUCCGAAAUCUCUUCGCCGGGCUAAAGAGAUCAGAGAUCAAUUGUUGGAUAUUAUGAAAAUGCAACGUAUGAAUAUGAUUUCAUGCGGCGCCGAUUGGGACAUUAUACGCGAAUGUAUCUGUUCGGGUUAUUACCACCAGGCUGCCAAGGUUAAGGGAAUAGGCGAAUACGUUAAUUUGCGCACUUCGGUAACAGUACAAUUACAUCCUACAUCCGCACUUUACGGACAUGGAGAUCUGCCUGAUUAUGUUGUUUAUCAUGAAUUGAUUCUUACAUCAAAAGAAUAUAUGUCUACUGUUACGAAGGUCGAUCCACAUUGGCUAGCAGAUUUAGGUGGCGUUUUCUUUAGUGUGAAAGAGAAGGGUUAUAGUGCGAGGGAGAAGAGGGUCACUGAAACGGAGUUCAAUAGAAAGAUGGAGAUCGAGGUGAAGAUGGCCGAGGAUAAGUUAAGAGAAGAAAAAAGAGUUGAGGCAGAGAAUAACAAAUUGGCGAGAAAACCGAUGGCGAUCACAGAUGGAAGCGGACCGGUAGUUAAGAAAGUCGCCACAAAGGGAGCUGUAAGAAGACCAGCGGCGAGAAGACCAGGAAGGGGAUUUUAAAGUGGCAAAAGAGUAAAGAGGGAGAGUGUUUCAUAUACAUGAACUUAUGUAUAUAUCCUUAGACUAAUUGAAUAUACCAGCUCUUUGAGCAUUAUAACAUUAUACAGUUUACUCAGAAUCGAGUUUUGUUCUAUCCA
This is a messenger RNA of Botrytis cinerea B05.10, 3207 nucleotides long. RefSeq names its product Bcprp22 (gene Bcprp22). The record is from RefSeq and is a predicted model, not a curated record. The transcript has a single exon. Gene Ontology annotation, biological process: mRNA splicing, via spliceosome. Gene Ontology annotation, molecular function: RNA binding; ATP binding. Bases 218 to 3070 code for a protein of 950 amino acids. Gene Ontology annotation, cellular component: intracellular anatomical structure; spliceosomal complex. NCBI's taxonomy places the organism in Eukaryota, Fungi, Ascomycota, Leotiomycetes, Helotiales, Sclerotiniaceae.